Molecule: messenger RNA, 5424 nt
Organism: Sciurus carolinensis (gray squirrel)
Lineage: Eukaryota; Metazoa; Chordata; Mammalia; Rodentia; Sciuridae
Gene: Slit2
Product: slit guidance ligand 2
Exons: 37
Coding region: 1-4590 (1529 amino acids)
Biological process (GO): negative regulation of cell growth; retinal ganglion cell axon guidance; negative chemotaxis
Molecular function (GO): calcium ion binding; Roundabout binding; heparin binding
Source: RefSeq, a predicted model, not a curated record
AUGCGCGGCAUUGGCUGGCAGACGCUGUCCCUAUCGCUGGGGUUAGUGUUGGCGGUCCUGAACGAGGUGGCGCCGCAGGCGUGCCCGGCGCAGUGCUCCUGCUCCGGCAGCACUGUGGACUGUCACGGGCUGGCACUGCGCAGCGUGCCCAGGAAUAUACCCCGCAACACUGAGAGACUGGAUUUGAAUGGAAAUAACAUCACACGGAUUACGAAGACAGAUUUUGCUGGCCUUAGACACCUAAGAGUUCUUCAGCUUAUGGAGAACAAGAUUACCACCAUUGAAAGGGGAGCAUUCCAGGAUCUUAAAGAACUAGAGAGACUGCGUUUAAACAGAAAUCACCUUCAGCUGUUUCCUGAGUUGCUGUUUCUUGGGACUUCGAAGCUAUACAGGCUUGAUCUGAGUGAAAACCAAAUCCAGGCAAUUCCAAGGAAGGCCUUCCGUGGGGCAGUUGAUAUUAAAAAUUUGCAACUGGAUUACAACCAAAUCAGCUGUAUUGAGGAUGGGGCAUUCAGGGCUCUCCGGGACCUGGAAGUGCUCACUCUCAACAAUAACAACAUUACUAGACUUUCUGUGGCAAGUUUCAACCAUAUGCCUAAACUUAGGACUUUUCGACUCCAUUCAAACAACCUGUACUGUGACUGCCACCUGGCCUGGCUCUCCGACUGGCUUCGACAAAGGCCUCGGGUGGGCCUGUACACUCAGUGCAUGGGCCCUUCUCACCUGAGGGGCCAUAAUGUUGCAGAGGUUCAAAAACGAGAAUUUGUCUGCAGCGGUCACCAGUCAUUUAUGGCUCCCUCCUGUAGCGUGUUGCACUGCCCUGCGGCUUGCACCUGUAGCAACAACAUCGUAGACUGUCGCGGUAAAGGUCUCACUGAGAUCCCCACAAAUCUGCCAGAGACUAUCACAGAAAUACGUUUGGAACAGAACUCAAUCAAGGUCAUCCCUCCUGGAGCAUUCUCACCAUAUAAAAAGCUUAGAAGAAUUGACCUGAGCAAUAAUCAGAUCUCUGAACUUGCACCUGAUUCUUUCCAAGGACUGCGUUCUCUGAAUUCACUUGUUCUCUAUGGAAAUAAAAUCACAGAACUCCCAAAAAGUUUAUUUGAAGGACUCUUUUCCUUACAGCUACUAUUAUUGAAUGCCAACAAGAUAAACUGCCUUCGGGUAGAUGCUUUUCAGGAUCUCCACAACUUGAACCUUCUCUCCUUGUAUGACAACAAGCUUCAGACCAUUGCCAAGGGGACCUUCUCACCUCUCCGGGCCAUUCAAACUAUGCAUUUGGCCCAGAACCCCUUUAUUUGUGACUGCCAUCUCAAGUGGCUGGCGGAUUAUCUCCAUACCAACCCGAUUGAGACCAGUGGUGCCCGCUGUACCAGCCCCCGCCGCCUGGCAAACAAAAGGAUUGGACAGAUCAAAAGCAAGAAAUUCCGUUGUUCAGCUAAAGAACAGUAUUUCAUUCCAGGUACGGAAGAUUAUCGAUCAAAAUUAAGUGGCGACUGCUUUGCAGACUUGGCUUGCCCUGAAAAGUGUCGCUGUGAAGGGACCACAGUAGAUUGCUCCAAUCAAAAACUCAACAAAAUCCCGGAUCAUAUUCCCCAGUACACUGCAGAGCUACGUCUCAAUAAUAAUGAAUUCACAGUAUUGGAAGCCACAGGAAUCUUUAAGAAACUUCCUCAGUUACGUAAAAUCAACUUUAGCAACAAUAAGAUCACAGAUAUCGAGGAGGGAGCAUUUGAAGGAGCGUCUGGGGUAAAUGAAAUACUUCUCACAAGUAACCGUUUGGAAAGUGUUCGGCAUAAGAUGUUCAAGGGAUUGGAAAGUCUCAAAACUCUGAUGUUGAGAAGUAAUCGAAUAAGCUGUGUGGGGAACGACAGUUUCAUUGGACUCAGUUCCGUGCGUUUGCUUUCUUUAUAUGACAAUCAAAUCACCACGAUUGCACCAGGGGCAUUCGAUACUCUCCAUUCUUUAUCUACUCUAAAUCUCUUGGCCAAUCCUUUUAACUGUAACUGCUACCUGGCUUGGUUGGGAGAGUGGCUCAGGAAGAAAAGAAUUGUAACUGGAAAUCCUCGGUGUCAGAAACCAUACUUCCUCAAAGAAAUCCCCAUCCAGGACGUGGCCAUUCAGGACUUCACCUGUGAUGACGGAAAUGAUGACAGCAGUUGCUCCCCGCUCUCUCGCUGUCCCACGGAAUGUACUUGCUUGGAUACAGUGGUCCGAUGUAGCAACAAGGGCUUGAAGGUCUUGCCCAAAGGUAUUCCAAGAGAUGUCACAGAGCUAUAUCUGGAUGGGAACCAGUUUACACUGGUUCCCAAAGAACUCUCUAACUACAAACAUUUAACACUUAUAGACUUAAGUAACAACAGAAUAAGCACCCUUUCCAAUCAGAGCUUCAGCAACAUGACUCAGCUCCUCACCUUAAUUCUCAGUUACAAUCGUCUGAGAUGUAUUCCUCCGAGAACCUUCGAUGGAUUGAAGUCUCUUCGAUUACUUUCUCUACAUGGAAAUGACAUUUCUGUUGUGCCUGAAGGUGCUUUCAAUGAUCUUUCAGCUUUAUCACACUUAGCGAUUGGAGCCAACCCUCUUUACUGUGAUUGUAACAUGCAGUGGCUCUCCGACUGGGUGAAGUCGGAGUAUAAGGAACCUGGAAUUGCUCGCUGUGCUGGUCCUGGAGAAAUGGCAGAUAAACUGUUACUCACAACUCCCUCCAAAAAAUUCACGUGUCAAGGUCCUGUGGAUGUCAACAUUCUAGCUAAAUGUAAUCCCUGCUUAUCAAAUCCAUGUAAAAAUGAUGGCACCUGUAACAAUGAUCCAGUUGACUUUUAUCGAUGCACCUGCCCAUAUGGUUUCAAGGGGCAGGACUGUGAUGUCCCAAUUCACGCAUGCAUCAGUAACCCAUGUAAACAUGGAGGAACUUGCCACUUAAAAGAAGGAGAAAAAGAUGGAUUCUGGUGUAUCUGUGCUGAUGGUUUUGAAGGAGAAAAUUGUGAAGUCAAUGUUGAUGAUUGUGAAGACAAUGACUGUGAAAAUAAUUCUACGUGUGUUGAUGGAAUCAAUAACUACACAUGCCUUUGCCCACCUGAGUACACAGGCGAGUUGUGUGAGGAGAAGCUGGACUUCUGUGCCCAGGACCUGAACCCGUGCCAGCAUGACUCCAAGUGCAUCCUGACGCCAAGGGGGUUCAAGUGUGAUUGCACACCAGGAUACAUUGGUGAACACUGUGACAUUGACUUUGAUGACUGCCAAGAUAACAAGUGUAAAAAUGGUGCCCACUGCACAGAUGCAGUGAAUGGCUAUACAUGCAUCUGCCCGGAAGGUUACAGUGGCUUGUUCUGUGAGUUUUCUCCCCCCAUGGUCCUCCCUCGUACCAGCCCCUGUGAUAAUUUUGAUUGUCAGAAUGGAGCCCAGUGCAUCAUCAGGAUAAAUGAGCCAAUAUGUCAGUGUUUGCCUGGAUACCAAGGAGAGAAGUGUGAAAAACUGGUCAGUGUGAAUUUUAUAAACAAAGAAUCCUAUCUUCAGAUUCCUUCAGCCAAGGUCCGACCUCAGACUAACAUCACACUUCAGAUCGCCACAGAUGAGGACAGCGGCAUCCUCCUGUACAAGGGCGACAGAGACCAUAUCGCAGUGGAGCUCUACCGUGGGCGAGUUCGCGCCAGCUACGACACGGGCUCUCACCCGGCUUCUGCCAUUUACAGUGUGGAGACUAUCAAUGAUGGAAACUUUCACAUUGUGGAGCUGCUUGCCCUGGAUCAGAGUCUUUCCCUCUCUGUGGAUGGAGGGAGUCCCAAAAUCAUCACCAACUUGUCAAAACAGUCCACUCUGAAUUUUGACUCCCCACUCUACGUAGGAGGCAUGCCAGGGAAGAACAACGUGGCAUCUCUGCGCCAAGCCCCUGGGCAGAACGGCACCAGUUUCCAUGGCUGCAUCCGGAACCUGUACAUCAACAGUGAGCUGCAGGACUUCCGGAAGGUGCCCAUGCAGACAGGCAUUCUGCCCGGCUGUGAGCCAUGCCACAAGAAGGUGUGUGCCCAUGGCAGGUGCCAGCCCAGCGGCCCAUCAGGCUUCACCUGCGAGUGUGAGGAAGGAUGGAUGGGCCCCCUCUGUGACCAGCGGACCAAUGACCCUUGUCUUGGAAAUAAAUGCGUCCAUGGCACCUGCUUGCCCAUCAAUGCCUUCUCCUACAGCUGUAAGUGCCUGGAGGGCCACGGAGGUGUCCUCUGCGAUGAGGAAGAGGAUCUCUUCAACCCCUGCCAGACGAUCAAGUGCAAGCACGGCAAGUGCAGACUCUCGGGGCUCGGGCAGCCCUACUGUGAGUGCAGCAGUGGAUACACGGGGGACAGCUGCGAUCGAGAAAUCUCUUGUCGAGGGGAACGAAUAAGAGAUUAUUACCAAAAGCAGCAGGGCUACGCAGCCUGCCAAACCACCAAGAAGGUCUCACGCCUGGAGUGUAAAGGCGGGUGUGCGGGGGCACAGUGCUGCGGGCCUCUGAGGAGCAAGCGGCGGAAAUACUCUUUCGAAUGCACUGACGGGUCCUCCUUUGUGGACGAGGUUGAGAAGGUGGUGAAGUGCGGUUGCACGAGGUGCGCGUCCUAAGCAGGGUCCCGGCACCUCCCACCUUUGACACAGGUUGUCUACUUCUUGACCGUGCUGGACUAAUUUAUGCUUCAUAGUGGAAAUAUUUGAAAUAUAUUGUAAAAUACAGAACGGACUUAUUUUUAUUAUGAGAAUAAAGACUUUUUUUUUCUGCAUUUGAAAAAAUAAUAAUAAAAGACUUGCUUGAACUAAAGCUUCCCCCUAGGCUGGAGGAGUGUAAAGAAAGCUGUAUGUGGCGGCAUUAGAGCAACCAUGGGAACGGUUGCCACACAGAUCUGUCUUUGAAACAUGCUGAGGACUGCAGAAGCACAGAGAGACUGAGGAGCCACUGUGCCCAACCUGGAAUUGCCCAGAGCAUCAAGCACAAGUGUGUGAGUGAGACUGCCAGGCAGGGGUUGGAAUUUCAGAAUUUACAGAGAGACCAAGCUGAUGAGAAAUAUUUUGUGCAAAAUAUAAAGUAUCCUGAAGAUCUGGGUUCCAUUCACAAGAGGACCUGGGAGCCGAGUGCUGUGACUCACAGUACCUUCUUUCUCAAUGUCAGCAGAAGCAGCAUCCAGAAGUGUUCAUCUACCAUUUUCCAGUAUUAAUUUUUUGUAAUAUAAAUGAUAAAGGAGAUGAUAAAGAACCAAUAGAUUAUUGAUAAAUAAAUUAGUAAUAAUAUGAAUUUUUGUUUCUAUGACCUCUAAACAGCCCUAUACAGUAUUCAAUGAGGAAUAUUUAUUGUAUCAAAGUACAUUGUACUUAACGUGCUAGGCCAUCCUUUUGCUGUUUCUUGAUGCUUUAAUAUAUAUUAAUUUAUAAUUAUCCUGAUUUUUUUGUACAUUUUCAAACUUA